AAGGAACUAUUAUUAAAUUAUCUAAGUAAAUACACAUGCGGAUUAAUUGAAAAAUCAAGACUGUGGUUCGUAAUGUUCAAUGACAGAUAGAAAUAAUUUUUUUUAAUAUCUGUAAAUAUGAAAGCUAAAUUGUGUGUGUGUAAAAUCUUUUAAUACAAUGUCAGUCUACAGGUGACGCGUGUAGAGGUAUUAAGCAAUCGAAAAUAAAAUGUCAAAUGGUUAAAUGCCCGUUCUGAGAAGACAGAACAUAAAUAAUGUUGAGCAGAUGUAAGCUCAAACAGCAAGACAAAUUUCUUUUCAUAACAGAAAUAUGAAAUGGUAAUCAACUUUUUAAAUCAAUUAUAAAGACUUAUUUGAAGGAAUACUAACAAGUGAUACGCGGUGAUUUAAAUUAAAUGUUAUGUUUAAAAAGAGGAAAAAUUGUGAGCACAAGAAAUUUUAUUUAGUAUCAAGAUGUGUAGGUUAACCAAAAGAAAUUAAAGUGAAAUUCAACGGACGAUAUCGCGGCGGAGGCGAGACGGCGAUGUGUGCGAAUGAUCGAAGGCGCAAACUUGAGAUUACCAUCGUGUGGAUGCCAAAUUUCGAGCUAAUGUCCAUUUAUUCGUGUCGCCGGUAAAACGGUUUCGUUGAUAGUGCGGGCGUAAACAACGCAAUUAGACAUUAAUUCCUGAAGAAGAAAGUGAUAAACUGAUCUUUGUUCGAUUAAAACACAAGCUUUCGUUAGCGAGCUUUAAUUAUUUAUACAAUUCGCAAGCUCGCGAAUUCAGAUAAAUUUGGAUCACUACUCGAAAUCCUCGCAGCAAUUAGAUACGAUUAAUUUUUUUAUAAUUAUAUUCUAAAAUAAAAGAAUUAAUAAUCUUGAAUCAUCAUAGAAGAGCACAAUUAAAAGAAUAAUUUCGCAGAAUCAUAUUUUUUAACAUAUUCAACACAGUCAGAAAUAAUCCAUUAUCUAUUUCUAUAAUCUGUUUUAAAAGCUGCAAUAACGUUUACAAUCGUAAAAAAAUCACGAAGUGUAAUGACCUCAUCGAUUAUCAAAUAAUUAUUUUGGAAGGAAACAAUGUCCUUCUGUAGGAUCACAGGUAAAAGUCGGGGUCUUCCUAGGCCAAACUACUUUCCGCUUCUACCACCUAUAAGUCCAGCGGACGCAAAGCGAUUUUGUCGCAUCACUGGCAAAUCGUAUGGCUUGCCGACCCAUCAUUACAUUCCGGUAUUAUUGGGCGCGCACGCACAUGAUAAGUCGAAAUGCAAGAUCACGACGAACGCGUCAGGCCUUGGGCCACAUCAUUAUACCGCUGGUUUAAUCGUCGGCGAGAAAAAGAGACAUGUGAUGCUCAAGGAUUAUCGCUACGUCUUUCCGAUCCUGGAGGGCGAGGGCGAGCAGCAGCGUGCUCUGCGAGAACUUUUGAAUGCGAAGCAGACUCCGAUCGAAGAGGCGGAAAAGUUUGUGUACACAGUUGAAGAACGAAGAUGCAGUCUUGUGUUUCCAGCAAAAUUGGAAGCCGCUGUCAGAGAUGGAGAUGUCAAGGACGUAAUGCUUUCGAGGGAUUGCGAUACCGUUUUGUUAAGGCUGAAACAAGGCAAGAAUGUGUCCGUGGAUUUUAAGAACCUAGAAGAUUUCGAAAAUCUUUAUGAUGGUAUGGGACCGCGAGAGGAGGUGUUGAGAGAACGGGAAAAAUUAGAGGCCGAGACUAGAAAAAGAAAGAGAAAGAAGCAAACUGUAUUAAAUUACGCAAAAAAGUUCUUCGAAGAGAAGGAGAGAGCAGCUGACGAGGAAGAGCAUCAACGUACCAAGCAACUUAAACUAAAAAGUAUCAGAGAAGAAAUCAAAGAGGAAGCAGCGGAAAAUUGGAAGCACGUGAAUGCGGAGCAAGCGAAAAUGUUAUCUUCCGAUAUCGUAAACAUGUCAAACAUUCUGAAGGAUGCAUCAAAGCCAGUAUCCAACAUAUUAGACUGGAAUUCACUGCAGAAUAAUGCAAAAAAAUCAGUCGGCGUACCGGUGAUUGAGAAAAUACCGACACCCAUAAUGGCUGAACCACAAAUCAUAGAUCAUGAAUCAAUGUUAUACGCCAGUCCUAUAUUUGAGUCUGUGGGUGGUUUAGAAGCGAUAGCGAUUGCAAAGCCGUUGACACCUUUAAUUGCAAAACCGGAAAUUACGUUACAGAGAGCAAUUCAAAGUAUCUCGCAAAAAAAUCUCGAAGAGAGUGCAAAUGUGACGGAGAAGCUCUUGCAAGCUGGAGAACAAGCGUUAGAAUGUCUGCCUAAGAUAGAGGAAAUUCCCGAAUUAGUACGAAAUCUGCCUGCUGGUAAGAAAAAUACGAUGCAUAAUGUUAAAGGUUUGAAACUAGACAUUAAAUCGGCAGAGAAAUUUGUUGCUGGUCAAACGGUACACACACCUUCAGGCACUAUUUUUGUACCCGGACAAACCUUGCAGACGCCUCAAGGUCUCACUUUUGUACCCGGAUUAACUCUUAACACACCUGAUGGUCCCAUGUUAGUUCCCGGACAGAUUGUUACCGUGAACGAGUCGAAUGGAGUGAAGACACCAGUAUUUAUUGCCGGACAGACUUUAACAACGGAGCGAGGUGAAUAUUUCGUGCAAGGCCAGACAUUUCAUACAAGUGAGGGGAGUAAAUUUGUUGAGGGUCAGACCGUUCUGACGGAGGAGGGACCAAAAUUUGUAGCGGGUCAAGUAGUAACAGAUGGUACUUUCAUUACGGGUCAAACCGUGGCUACUUCGGACGGAAUACGUUUUAUGGCAGGUCAAACUGUUACGGAUUACCGCGGCAAGCCGGUCUUUGUGCCGGGACAGAAUGUCCAGAUUAACGACAGAUACGAAUUUGUACCAGGUCAGUGCAUUGAAUCACCGAACGGCAAAACUAAAUUUGUUCCUGGACAGACACUGUUAACGACUGAAGGUCCACAGUUUGUUCCGGGCCAAUACGUGACCACGAAGUCGAGCGAGAUGCAUUUUGUUCCUGGCAUUGCUAAAGAAACGGAUGAUAUUUCGACAUUUGUGCCGGGAAUGACACUGGACACUCCAAAAGGCCAGAAAUUUAUCGAGGGCCAAGUGGUAAAGACUCCAGAAGGUAUAGUGUUUUGUCCAGGGCAAACUAUCAUUACUGAAAAGGGCUUCGAAUUUAUUGCAGCAAGCAAGUUCGACGAAGUAAUCUUUCAAAACGCCGGUCCUGUCGGUAUACCUGUGAAUUCAAAGACUGCAAGUGCAGUAUCUCUUCAGCAACGUGAGAUCUUCGGUCACAUGGUGCAAACAGAGAAAGGUAUCGAAUUUUUCCCAGAGAAUGCGAGAAAUUUGCCGGAAGGCAGAAGAAUCGUUCCCGGGCAAUUGGUCACCGGCGACAAGGAUGGACCGCGUUUCGUACCAGGUGUCAUGACCGAGGAUGGCUUUCUGCCGGGUCAGAUAGUUAUGACGGAGAAAGGGGAGGAAUUUGUACCGGGUCAAGUAAUUGAUACUAGCAGCGGACCGAAAUUUGUGCCCGGCCAGAUAGUGGAGACCCGGACCGGACCUAAGUUUGUACCUGGUCAAACGAUAGAUACAUCGGACGGACCACGUUUCGUGCCGGGUCAAAUCGUUGAUACUAAGGUAGGGCCGACGUUUAUUCCUGGUCAAGUAAUCUACACCGAAGAAGAAGGAUCCAGAUUUGUGCCAGGACAAGUAGUGGACACGCCUGAUGGACCUAGAUUUGUACCAGGUCGUGUGGUGGAAGCCGGCGAAAUGGGUGUGACAUUUGUACCGGGACAAAUUGUACAGACAGAAGAGGGGCCUUGUUUCGUCGCUCCUGAUCUAAUUGAUACGCCUGAAGGCGAGCUGGAAUUUUCUGUGCAGGGUUUCGAGGUUACUCCUGAGGAGCUGCGAUUGCUGCGACCGCAGCAUUUGCAUUACAAUCCGCGUUUUCGUCAUCGCGGUGAAACCAGCAUAGACGCUAAGAUGUUACAUGAAUUAUCAGAGGCGGGAUUAUCUGUUGGGCGGAAAGUAACGACAAAUCUACCGACAGUAGAUGUAAACGUCGAUCCGAAAGCAGUGGCCUUAGAGCAUGCUCUUGCAGUGGCAACGACAAAGUUAAAUCUUCAAGGUAAUACGGCAGUAAAACUGGCGCAAGUCAUGUCAACGAUUGCGCAAUUAGCGAAAAACAUUGUCUUGCAACAACAACAACAGCAACAAAAUUUAAAUACUGAAAAUGCAAUAGCGUUAACAAAUGGUAAUCGAUCACUCGUUAUUGAAACUGAAGAAAUAAGAACAAAUAAUGAUAAUAACAUCGAGUCAUUUCAGAGUAUAAUAAAGUCAGCGAUCGCAGCAGCUGCCCUGAUGAUAUUGGAUGAUCAGCAAGCAAUAUUGGAUAACAGCAACUCUCAAGACUUCAUCUAUUCUUCCAUCAGUGAAUCUUUUAAUAUCCUAUUGCGGCAGAACGGUGGAGAUGUCGAUCAAUCAGUGGACGAAAUUCUAAAAAUUCUCUUGAUUCCGCAAAAUCGUAGUUCUCUUUGCCAAAGUGUAUUAUUAGAAUUGUUAGACACCAAGAACAGUAAAAUAGAUAUACUCAAAUCGACCGUGAGUUCAAGCCAACCGUUACGAAGAGAUGCCGUACUCGACAAAUUAUCGAUGGUUCUUGAGGAAGAACACGGUACUGACUUGAUUGGACCUGCCUUCAGAACAGUGUCUAAAAACGAUCCCGAAUUAGUGUCCCUUGUUUUGGAAAACGUAUCACGGCAUGUGGCAAACGUAGCGACUGAAAAAGAAGCUGCGGAAACGGUUCACAAAGCAAUUGUCCAAGCGGUUCGAGAAUCGAGUGAGAUUCGAGUAAAGGAAUUAUUGAACACCGAAGGACAGGAUAUUCGCGAGAUGUUACUUCAAGCAGUGGGGUUGGCACGAGCUUUAGGGAUGUCUGACACGGCGAACAGUUUGUUAUCAGUGAUCAGCGACGAAAAGUCUACUCGGGCCCUGGCGAACGAUCGAGUGACCAUGGAUGUACUGAAAAGGCUGGCAAUUAUGAGGAAACUAGCGGAGGAACGGCCACCUUUCAUGAACGCUCUCGGACAGCUAUGCAGUGAUCCUGAAUUGGCUAGAACAGAUCCGCGAUUACGAACGCUCGUGAGAGAGAGCGCCGCGCUAAUGAUAGUACCAGAGGAGACUCCGUUGAUCUCCUCAGCUGAUGUUCCAACCGCGUUGCUGUGCGCUGAUAACAGCCUGGCAAUGGAAGAGUUCCUACUGAGAAGAAGCCACAAGCGAUCGGCCAUCUUCAUGAUUUUGAAACAGGGUAUGCAGGCGGUGGUGCCUAGAGAGGCCUCCAGAUCGGUGUUAACCGGAGAAGUCGCUUACACCGUUCUCGACGAAGAUGGUAUACAUUAUUUUGAACCGUUACACGUGUUUUCGGCGCUCAGAUUGAAUCGUCCAGCCGCUCAUCGAUUCUCCAUGUACUGUUGCCCGGUAGCAAAGGAGACAGACAUUGAUAACGAAAUAAUGUCUACCACCUUUACCGGCACGACUUCGAUUGCGAGCAGUUUGGAUAGCUCUGCCAAUGGUAGUUUUAAUAAACAAGAAAGUAAUGGUACUGCAUCACUAUCAAAAUCCGAACAGUCGAUUGCUUUGCAUUCGAUCAGUAGAGAAAACACACCGAGUUUGAAGAGGGUGAAUGGUGCUCGGCAAUGGAAUAGCUUCGAACGGGGAUCUUCGGAAAAUUAUAUUGUCGUGAAGGACUACGUAGCGGACACCGAUGGAUUCACCGUGAACAUUGGCGACAUCGUCGAGGCCAUCGAGCACGAUGGUUCAGCAAAGAAAGCAAAGAUGGAUCCCGAUCUGGAGAUAGAAGUCGGUGACAUCUUGGACAAUUCAGCCGCCAAACAUAAACUUUCGAUUCGGCCACGUCGAAAUCACACAGAUCCGCGUGUUCGAAGAAGUCCGAGUAAUAUCGACUCAGAUUCGAGUCUUGAAAGGAUAUACGUUCGUACAUCCGACGGAAAACAAGGAUGGUUACCUUCAUCCAUUUUAAUGCAAACGGCGCUUAGUGAAGAGACUUCAUUAAUUAAUCGGCCAGAAGAUUCUCAUUAUCGACGAGAGGCUGUCGUGAAAGAGUUAAUCGAAACGGAGGAAGAAUUCGGCAAAGAUAUUCAGCUCGUCGUCGAACGGUAUCUAAAACCUCUCGACAACUCUGGCGUUCCACGAGCUGUACGAGACAAUAAAGAAAUUAUCUUCACUAAUUUGAAGCAAAUAGCUGAUUUUCAUAACACAUCGUUCGGCAGGGUGUUGAUCGAGGGUGUCAAGUACUAUGCGGAUCAACCACGUAUGCUUGGCAGAACUUUCUUGAGACUGGAGAGAGACUUUGACAAGCACGUGGCGUAUUGCAGAGACGAGCCUGCUGCUCAAGAAUUUCUACAAACAAAUGAUGUAGUACGCGAAUAUUUUGAGGAGUUAAGCCAGACUCUGGGUGACGACAAGAGUAUAUCAGAACAUUUAAAACUUCCGAUACAACGCAUAAACGACUAUCAGCUCCUGUUAAAGGAGCUGGUGAAGUAUUCGACCCGAUUAGGCGAAAACUGCGACGACUUACAAAAGGCUCUAGAGUUGAUGCUAGGAAUUCCUCAUAGGGCGACCGACAAUAAAUUCAUAAGUAAUAUCGAAGGAUACAAAGGAAACAUUCACAAACUUGGUAGAUUACUCACACAUGAAUGGUACACGGUUAUAGAUAAAGAAGGAAAAAGCAAAGAAAGAUACUUGUUCCUGUUUAAAGCACGAAUUCUUAUUUGCAAAGUCAGGCGGAUUUCGGAGGAUAGAUCAGUUUUCAUCUUAAAAGAUAUUAUUCGAUUACCAGAAGUAGAAGUGAAGGAUCAUCCCGACGAUAUACGAUCCUUUGAACUACAUAACCCGGCUGUAUCCAAUUAUCCCAUCACUUUAGUAGCUCACAAAGAUCCCGUGAAAGCUUACUGGCUCAGAGAAAUCCGUCAGUACGCUAGUGAUUUGGUUGCUCUCGCCGAGCAUGCAGCGGAUGAUCUUCAAGUAACUGAAGAAGUACCAGAAGGCAAAGAAGAACUCAAGAGCGACGAGAAGCCGGUACCGCUAAAAAUCGAACCACCACAAGCGAAUCCAGAAUUAUCUAAACCUAAAGCUCAGAGUAAUCCGAAAGAAGAAGCUAAGGCAAAUCCGAGUUCACCGAAAGCAGAUACGACCAAGGAUUCUACGAAAGUUGCAGAGAAGAGAAAGGACUCCGUGGGCACAACCGACAUAUCGGAAGUAAAGAAGACCAAGAUCGAGGAAGCGCAAACAGACAUGUCCCGGAGAUAUUCUGCGAGUCGAUAUAGCGCCUCUUCAAAAAUUGUGGAAGAAUAUUCGUCGAUAUCGAGCAAUCGUAAUGGCGUGUCCUCGUAUAUGGAAUCGGCGGCAUCCGCCAUCGAGACGAGAAUGUCUUCUUCGUCGCAAGGGAUGGGUCGGAUGUCAGAAACCACGACUUCUUACGAGACUGCGAUCGCUGGUGGUACGGCCGUGGACUCGAGCGUUGAAAGCAGAACUACUCAACUUCCUCUUGACACCGAUGCUGGUAAACCGGUGUUUAUCAAGACGAUAGAGGGAUGCAAUGUAGAACCGAUGCGACCAAAAAAGGCAUUGAUACACGCUAUAGCCGGAGAAGUUGCCACAUUCGAAUGCACGAUGUUAACCAGCGACUCGACUACUAGGUUGCAAUGGCUGAAGGACAACAAACCGAUGGAAGACAAGUUGGCUGAUCGGGUUAGCACUACAUUAACCGAUAACAUAUGCAAGCUUGAGAUUCAGAACGUUCACGAGUCAGAUUCCGGCAUAUACAUUGCACGUGCUCUAAAUGCAAACGGUGAAGCGACGUGUACCGCUCAAUUAGUGGUACAAAAAUUGAGUCCGGAAGAGAAGAAGGCAAGGGCAGAAGCGAACGCUCCUAUAUUUUUGGUGCGCCUGAAGGAUACCGAGCUGCUCGAAAAUACCUAUCUACGUUUCAUGAUUAAAGUCAAAGGAGAUCCUAAUCCGGAAAUAAAAUUCUUUAAGAACAGCACUUUGAUCGACGCGAAGCACGAACGCGUGAAAAUUAUUCGAGACAACGCUGAGAAAGGAUUUUACGAAUUGGUGAUCGCUGACGUUCAGAAGCAAGAUGCUGGAAAAUAUUCGUGCACCGCUAUGAAUCGUUAUGGCGAAGCUACGUGUGAGGCGAUGGUAACAGUGACAGAUGAAAAGCCACUAUUCCAGGGACUUCCUGAAGGUCUUCUUGAGCUUGGAACUGAACCACGAUUUAUUUGGAGUCGUGAUGGACAGCCGUUCGAUCCUGAGGAAAGAUUUAAGGUUCUCUUCAAGGAUAACGAGGACACCCUGGCACUAGUGUUUCAACAUGUAAAGCCCGAAGAUGCUGGUCUUUACACGUGUGUGGCGCAGACUAGCACAGGUAACAUUAGUUGUAGCGCCGAGCUAACAGUGCAGGGCGCCGUGAAUCAGUUGUUGAAGGAUCCGGAAAAGCCGAAACUUCAAACGGAAUCAAAGCAAUCUGAGGUGAGCGCCGGUGGUUCCGCGAUGUUAGAUUUGCAAGUGAAGGGUUAUCCCAAGCCGGAUAUCAAAUGGACCAAGGACGGUCAAGAGAUCAUAGCCGGUGGCAGAAUUAAGUACCUCUGGGAAGAUGAAGAAUCUUUGUCAUUGGUGAUUAAGCAGGUUACCGCUAAAGACGCUGGCGUUUAUACUAUCAAGGCGAAGAAUGAACUUGGAGAGGACAGUACGCAGAUCGAGCUAAUUGUGAAAUCUGCACCAAAAAUCACGAAAAAGCAAUCUGAUAUGAUGAUUCUCAUCGAAGAUACGGGCACGAUGACUGUUCAAGUGGAAGCCACUCCGGCGCCAGAAGUGAGUUGGUACAAGGAUGGUCAGCUGAUCGAAGAAAGCGAUCGUAUCAAGAUCAUCAAGGAAGGCAGUGACACAUAUAAGCUUGUGAUUAAAAACGCCAAGUUGACUGACGCCGGUUCGUAUUCGAUUGUCGCGCGAAACGAGAUCAAUCAAACGACCGAGAUCUGGAAGGUCGGUAUCAGAUGCCCGCCGAAAAUCAAGAAGGGACUAGGCGAGCCACGAGUAAUCAACGAAGGCGAUACACUGAAUCUCUUGAUCGAGGUGGAAUCUGACGGGGAACCGACAAUUAAUUGGUACAAGGAUGGGCAACUUUUGACCACGAGCGAUCGCGUCAAGAUGACGAAAAACGGAAAUAAUUAUAUACUGACAGUUAGCGGUGCAAAGGUGGAAGAUGCGGCGACUUACAAGGCCGAAGUGGUGAACAAGCAUGGAACGAUUUCGGACGAGACGAGAGUCAGGGUACGCGGUAUUCCGAGGUUCAAAACAAAACUGUGCGACAUCAGUGCGAACGAGGGAGAGUUGAAUAUCGAAUUCGAGGUCGAGGUGGAGGGUUUCCCAAAACCAAGUGUGCAUUGGUUUUUGGGCGAUGUUGAAAUUACAGAGAAACGUACAGAAUACACUCGCGUAGAGGAAGGUGACAAUUACAAGCUUAUUAUAAAGGAGGUGAAGACCGAGCUGAAGGGCUGUUAUACCUGCAAAGUGAAAAACGAAUAUGGCGAGAACUCGAGCAGUUCCAACUUGACAGUGAAUACUCGGCCAAAGCUUUUGAAGAAAUUGGCGGAUCAGAGGUUGAAAGAAGGUGACACGCUGACGUUGACAUUCGAAGUGUCUGGCACGCCAGAUCCGGAAGUCACAUGGUACAAAGAUGGCGAGGAAGUGACAGCGGAUGCCAGGAUCAAGAUUACCAGGGACAGUCAGCGUAAAGAGAGCUACGAUUUAACAGUGACAUUACUGAAGGGCAGUGACGGUGGCUUGUACGAGGUGCGGGCAGAAAAUGAGCUCGGUUACGUCACCAGCAAAAGCAAAGUCAUCGUGUUGACUGAGACGGAAGAUGAGAAGGUCGAAAAGAUAGUACUUCCGAAAGAAAAAACCGAAAAGGUGAAGAUGGAAGAAACGCAAGCGAAAAAGUUGGUGGAGGAACAAUUGUCGCAGGAAGAGACUUUGCGCGCUGAAGAAUCGGAAUCAGAAGGUCGCGUCAAACUGGAGAAACAAAACAUCCAAGUAAUUCAAGGGGACAAUGAAACAAUCACGAUUUCUGUGGCCUCUACGACAUCACACGAAGCUAUACUUACAGGUCCCGGCGAAAGUCAUACGAUCAGCAAGAUGACGGCAACCAAGGUUGAAUGUCGAGAAUUCGGUGUUGAUUCAGGACCCCACGUUGAGGAAGUUGCUUCUUACGCUUACACCGUGCAAGAAGAGAAACCUCAGAAAGGCGUGCUGAUUGAGGAAUUUUCAGAAACUGAGGAGAAGAAGUCAAAUUUAGGUAUCAAUCGAGGCGUCACAAUUGUAUCCGUUUCUGAUGAUGAAUCGACUUUGAAGGCAUUAUCACGAGACGUUAGUACGGAGGACAUACAGUUAGCUGAUCAACUCCCGGAAGAUCAGAAAACGACGAACGAUAUUCUCGAUGAGCUCUCCUCCAAUAAGACGCCAGAAAAAGAGAAAAUCUUGGAAGACAUAAAGUUUCAUAGAAUCGCCAAGAUUACAGAGACCAUUGCUGAGGAGCGAUCUUUAGAAGAACCAUUAUCGGCGACAUUAUCAAAUCAAACUUUGAAACGAGAAAGUUUGGAGAUGAAGACAAUAAACUUGCCCAGUCAAACCUCUACGAUUAACGAUAUAGAUCCCGUGAAAAACAUUGCGGAGAAAACUCUUGAUCAACCAAACUCAGCUAUCAAAUUAUCGAAAGAAACCGCGCAGUUUGAAGAGACAGAAGCUCCAGCGUUAUUAAGCGAAACAUUAUCGAGACAAAGUUCUCAGCAGGCACAGCUGAAUGAUGAUGAGGAAAUUGAUGACGAUAUGAAGGAUCUUUUAGCUCGUAUUAAACGGCAACGUAGUGUAUUAGAUGAAAUUCUCGAUAAAGAAUCAGGCAGAGAAUCAGCUCCGCCUCACGUCGUGAGCACAGAUCUCACCGAUAGAACAAUCUUCGAGACACAGAAUACAAAGUUUGAAGUGACGGCUACUGGUUUGCCAAGACCAGACGCAAAGUGGCACAAAGAUGGUAAAGCUCUUCGACCCGGGGAACGAGUGAGAAUCACAACUUCAGGAGAAUCGUAUGAAAUGGAUCUCAGCAAGGCGACCCUUGAAGACGAGGGUCUCUAUACGUGUGUCCUAACAAAUAAAUUGGGCGAAGAAAUUGUGGAAGGUUACCUAACCGUUGGAACCGUAGAUGAACUUCGAAAACCGAGAUUUACCGAACCUCUCAACGACGUCGAUGUCGCUUUCGAGGCUAAUGGCGAAUUUAAAGCUGUCUUCACGGCCGAUCCGGUUCCGGAUAUUACAUGGUAUUGCAAGGGUCAUGAAAUUCCACCUGAUGAUUCUAGAAUUAAGUGGACCAUUACUAAUGGUCCGGCAGCGGAUAAAUUAACAGAAAGUAAAGUUACAUUGAAAGUACCGAAGUGCACUAAAGAAGAUACGGGAGAAUAUACUUUAAAAUUAAAAAAUAAAUGGGGUGAAGAUGAGAGUAGCGCAUUCUUAAAUCUUCUAUUAAAACCGGAAAUUGACAGCUUUAGAGAUCAUUCCGAAUCAGUUGACGAGCGAGUUGAAUGGCAAGCUAUUAUUAAAGGAAAUCCGAAACCUGAAAUUAAAUGGAUGAAGGACGGCACGGAAUUGCAAAAAGACGAACGAUAUGAUAUGGAAGAAGAUAAGAGAAAUUGCAAAUAUAAACUUAUUAUUAAAAAGCUAAACCUAGAAGAUAAAGGCAUCUAUACAGUUGUGGCAAAGAAUUAUUUGGGUGAAGCAAGUGCUCAAGCUGCUCUCACACCUCACACUGAAGCUCCAGUUUUCCUGAAGGAUCUAUCGAAAACGCAAUGUAGCGAUCGCGAGGACGUCGAAUUGAAGAUUCGUACGACCGGCAUUCCGAGGCCGAGCGUACAAUGGUUGAAGAACGGCGAGGUCAUUGAAGAAAACGAAAGAUACCAAGUGACGACUCACACGGAUGGCAUAGUGGACAGUAGUCUUUCCAUCAAAACCUUCUCUGCGAAAGAUGUUGGCACAAUAACGUGUAAAGCGAGCAACGUCGCUGGAAGCGUGGAAACUAGCUGCGAUCUAUCUAUGACGUUGACCGAGCCUUCGUUCGGUAAAGCGUUACCAAGAUCGGCGGAGGUCGACGAGGGCGAGCCUCUGGAGCUGAAAGCUAAAGUGAAUGGCAGUCCAAUACCCAAUAUUGCCUGGUUUAAAGAUGGCGAGAAGAUUACACCGGAUGAUCAUGUAAAGAUCAGUACUCUACCAGACGGUACCACAAAGCUAACGAUUGACAUGGUAAAGCCCACGGAUUGCGGCGCUUAUAAGCUUGUAGUUACGAACUCUAGUGGUGAGAAUUCUUCACUCUGUGCCGUCGCUGUUACGCCCGAACGAAGGAGACCGUCGUUCACAAAGCCACUUGAAAAUACAAAGGCUGUGGUUGGGCAACCAUUAAAACUAGAAGCUCAAGUUUUGGCGUUCCCGAAUCCACAAGUGCAGUGGUUCAAAGAUGGAAUACCAUUGAGACAUACAAAAGAAAUGUACUUUAUGAACGAGCCAAAUGGUCUUAUCGGAUUGAAGAUGGAUUACGUGCGCCCGGAAGACGCAGGGACCUAUUCAGUAACUGUAUCUAAUGCGCUCGGUGAGAUUACGGGUACAGCUAAGGUAGAAGUGGAAGAAAGAGAGAAGAGACCAGAAUUUGUUGCAAGUCUUCAACCGCAAACUGUUGUCGAGGGUUUUCCUGUGAAAAUGGAAGUAAAAACUAUAGGAAAACCAACACCUGAACUCAAAUGGUUGCGAAAUGGUGAAGAAAUUGUUCCGGAUAACAAACACGUAAAGAUCGUUAGUCAACCAGAUGGUAGUCAAGCUUUGAUUCUUGACAAGGCAAUGCCAGAUGAUGUCGGUGAAUAUCAGGUGGUAGCCGGUAACACGGAAGGCACUGCAUCCUGCAAAGCUAAACUAGAUGUUGCUGGCAAAGUGAAACCGGACACGCCGGAAGAAAAGCCAGCAUUUACCAGCCCCAUGCGCGACGUAUCUGUCGAAGAAGGUCAACCAUUGAUGCUAGACGUGUCAUUUGUUGGCAAUCCACUUCCCGACGUGAGUUGGACGAAAGAUGGUGAGCCGGUUAAACCGUCAGAACGCGUGAUAAUGAGCUGCGACGGAAAGAAGGUCGGUCUACAAAUUAAUCCGUGCAAGCCUAAAGACGCGGGCGUCUAUGGCUGCCAACUGAACAAUCCACUGGGCGAAGACACUACCAGUGCAAACGCUAUCGUCCGCAAGGUCUAUCAAGCGCCGACAUUUACACAGAAGUUCACGGACUUACAGCAGCUACCCACGUUCGAUGCUAAGUUUCCGGCUCGCGUCACUGGCAUUCCGCAACCGGAGGUAACUUGGUAUUUCAACGACAAACCGAUUCUAAAAGAUGACGACAAGUACAAGAUAAAGCACGACGGCGACGCUUAUUGCUUAUACGUGAAAGAUUGCGCAUAUGAUGAUUCGGGACGGUACAGGUGCAGAGCAGUUAACAAGGGCGGCGAAGCGGAAUGCGUGGCAAAUCUGGCUGUAGUCGACAAAAUCCAAAAAAUGCAGAAAGUCGAGCCGCCGACAUUCCUGAAGAGAAUCGGCGAUUGUGAAGUCUACAGAGGCAUGCCAGCCAAGUUUACUGCGUGCGUCACGGGAUAUCCAGAGCCUGACUUCGAAUGGUAUCGCAAUGGUGACCGACUUUGGCCGACUGAUCGCAUCAGGAUGGAUCAGGAGGGUAGUUUAUUGCGGCUUACGAUAGUCAACGUAGAUGAUCUGGAUGCCGGAAAAUACGUAUUGAAAAUAUCUAAUCCUCACGGUGAAGAUUCGUGUUCCGCCGAGAUGGUUUACGAGUCUUUGGAGCCACGCGCGAAAAAACCUCUUGCAGACCAAUACACAGAUUAUGAUAAAUAUGGAAAGUCCGGCAUUCCAUUACCUCUGGCAGAUCGUCCGAUUAUCAGCCGCAUGAUGGAUCGACAUCUUACCCUUUCAUGGAAGCCGUCUAUUCCGAUCGGGCCGCGAGUACCCGUGACCUAUUUAGUGGAGAUGUGCGAGCUUCCGGAUGGCGACUGGUUCACUGCUCGCAGUGGUAUUCGCAGCUGCGUCUGCGACAUUCGUAAUCUUGAACCGUUCCGCGAUUACAAGUUCCGCAUUCGCGUGGAGAAUAAGUAUGGCAUAAGCGACCCGUCGCCAUUUGCGCAAACCUAUCGCGCCAAAUUAGAGCCGGAACCACCUAAGUUCUUCCCGUACCUGCCACCUGGUAUUGACUUCCGUCCUGAGACCAGUCCUUAUUUCCCGAAAGAUUUCGACAUUGAGCGACCGCCACAUGAUGGUUAUGCUCAAGCGCCUAGAUUCUUACGUCAAGAACAUGACGCUCAGUAUGGUGUGAAAAACCACAACUGUAAUCUCUUCUGGUUCGUUUAUGGCUAUCCCAAGCCGAAAAUGACGUAUUACUUCAAUGAUCAAUUAAUUGAAUCGGGUGGUCGAUACGAUCAGAGCUACACUAGAAAUGGCCAGGCAACUUUAUUCAUCAACAGAAUGCUUGAGAGAGACGAGGGCAUCUACGAGGCCGUUGCUACGAAUGAACACGGCGAAGCCAGGCAGAAAGUUAUCUUAAAGAUCGCUGAAUAUCCCACAUUUAUCGAAAGGCCCGAGGAGACUAUUGUAAUGAUGAGAAGAACUGGCCAAUUGACUGCUCGCGUAACUGGAGUACCUUAUCCGGAACUCAAGUGGUACAAGGACUGGAAACCUAUAGCUUCAUCUUCCAGAAUAAGGAUUCAAUUUAUUGAGCCCGACAUCACGACUCUCAUUGUCAAUGACGCCAUUGUGAAAGACGAAGGUCUUUACUCGAUCAGCGCUGGUAACGUGGCUGGUUCGAUAUCCUGCUCAGUAAUGUUGCAUGUGGAGGAGGAUGAGCACGAAUACGGAUACAGAACGUACAGAAAGAAAAUGGAUGUGAAACCACGCGACAAACCGUUCGACGACUUGUAUGAUCUAGGUGACGAGCUGGGUCGCGGCACUCAGGGUGUGACUUAUCAUGCAGUCGAGAGAAACACCGGAAGAAAUUACGCUUCUAAGAUUAUGCAUGGACGCGGUGAUCUCAAGCCAUUCAUGUAUAAUGAGAUGGAAGCGAUGAACAAUCUGCAUCACCGCAAAUUAUUGCGGUUGCACGAUGCUUUCGAAACGAACGACUCAGUUACGCUGAUCAUGGAGUUAGCGGCCGGUGGUGAAUUAGUAGACAAUCUCACGAGACAAGAACAUUAUACUGAAAUAGACAUCGCUCGUUAUAUACGUCAAUUAUUAUGGGGAUUGGAAUAUAUACACGGAAAUCAUUACGCACAUCUCAGUCUGACGCUCGGUGACCUGCUAAUCUCCCAUGCUGGAGGAGAUGAUCUAAAGAUUGGAGAUUUCGGAUUAGCUCGUAGAAUUUCGCAGACAAGGCUAAUGACUUUGGCAUAUGGCAUGCCAGAAUACGUUGCACCAGAAAUAACUAAUAACGAAGGUGUCAGUUAUGCCGCGGAUAUGUGGUCCGUUGGCAUAAUUACUUACAUUCUGCUAUCGGGUAUCUCACCGUUCAGAGGUGCGAACGAUAGAGAGACGUUGAAGAAGAUCAGAGAAGGCAAAUGGGAUUUCGAUGACCGGUGGAAAAAUAUUUCGAAUGAAGCGCAGGAUUUUAUUCGCAGCCUAUUGGUGUACAACGUUGAUAAAAGGAUGGAUGUUAGAACCGCGUUGACUCAUCCAUGGUUCAAUUAUAUUGACAAUCCGCCACCAGAACCUUACAGAAUACCUUCAGAAAACUUAAAGAAUUAUUAUAAACUUUAUCGCGAUUGGUACAAUAAUGCUUCAUGCCGCACAUGGUAUCGUAGAAGAAAACUAGAAACAGCGUUUGACGAUCCAUCACGUAUGGUAUAUCCACCUGGACAUAAGUUUACACCCGAACCUGACAGAAGUCAUAGCCCAUUGAAGAAACGUUCGCCUAGGACAUGGGAAAAUCAAAUACCAUCUAGAGAACCGAUCGAUACGGAAAUUGGAAUAAUCACAAGUGAAAGCCAUUAUCAGAAUGGUCCAGACACAUAUCUUCUUCAGCUACGAGAUACUGAUUUUCCUGUACGACUACGUGAAUACAUGAAAGUCGCAUGCAAUCGAAGCCCCGGAUUCUCACGUUCUAUUACCGAAGAUAACGGCUUUGACUGGAGAACACCUAUUAUACGCGAACGUCGUCGAUUCACGGACGUUAUGGACGAGGAAAUUGACGAUGAAAGGAGGGCUCGUAUCAAUCGGUACGGAUCGGCGGAUACGUUUACUCUUAGACGCUUGAAGAAUGAAUUAGGUACUCGGUUAGACAGUUACGCUGAAGCUGAAGCAAUGAUCGAAUCGAAGAAGGAUGGUCAACUUCCAUUCUUUCGCGAGAAGCCGCAGAUUUGCCCGAUCGAAGAGGGAAAACCGGCGCAUCUUACUUGUCUGGCAGUGGGAAAUCCGAAGCCACUAAUACAGUGGUUCAAGAAUGAUAUGGUCAUACAAGAGAAUAAUAGGAUCAAAGUGACAGAAGAUUCUGACGGAAGAUCUAUACUCAAUUUUAAUCCUACGAAGGAGCAUGAUAUCGGAAUAUACAAAGUUGUGGCGAGGAAUCCGAUAGGACAAACGAUCGUUAGAACCAGGGUGUUGCAGGCAACGGUUCCUUGUGGUCCGGAUUCUCCAGAGGCUUCCGAUGUUUCGGAUACCGAAGUUCUCCUGCGAUGGAAACAGCCAAAAUACGAUGGCAACUCACCCGUGCUAUGCUACAAUCUACAAUACAAGGAAGGUGAUUCGAUCGCUUGGAUAGACGUCGCCUUUAACAUUGAUCACGAGUUCUAUCUAGUGCGCAAUCUAAAACAGGACACGAGUUACAAUUUCCGUCUAGCAGCACGCAACCGCAUAGGAUGGAGUGAAAAGGGCAUUCCGUCAAAGUUAAUCAAGACGCGUCUAUUGGGUUGCCCGAAGGUACAGAUUACGCGAGCGAUGAGGCAUCUCCAGGAACUAACCGAAGCCGGUCAGGAGAUUGUUCUGGAAGAGGAUAAACCGCACAUCGAUUACUCCAUAGAACGGAAUCCGAUUAAAUGGUCGGUAGAACCACAAUUGUCCACUAAAUAUAGUUUCAUUUCGGAGUUAUCGCGCGGACAAUUUUCCGCGGUCGUGAAGGGUGUGGAUAAGAGCACAGAUCGUGUGAUCGUUGCUAAGAUCCUGGAAUUGAAUGCUGAGACAGAGAAGCAAGUUAAUCGAGAAUACGAAGUAUUAUGUUCACUACGACACGAGCGGAUAGCUAUGUUGGAGGCUGCCUACAAAGUGUCUGGCUCCCCUGUGGCGAUAUUUAUCAUGGAGAAACUUCAGGGCGCCGACAUACUCACGUACUUCUCUAGUCGGCAUGAAUAUACAGAGAACUGUGUAGCGAAUGCUAUCACACAGAUUCUCGAUGGCCUUCAGUAUCUUCAUUGGCGUGGAUAUUGUCAUCUAGAUAUCCAGCCAGACAAUGUUGUGAUGUCAUCGGUGAGAUCGGUUCAGGUGAAGUUGGUUGACAUGGGUUCCGCACAUAGAGUCAGUAAAUUAGGCACGAAUGUACCCAAGCAUCUGGGCCAUCCCGAAUAUAGAUCGCCCGAACUCUAUAACGAUGAACUUGUCUAUCCGCAAACGGAUAUCUGGAUGGUCGGUGUAUUGAGUUAUGUAUUGCUGUCCGGAGUUUCCCCGUUCCGUGGUAAGGAUGCGGACGAGACCAGACAGAAUAUAUCUUUUGUCAGAUAUAGAUUCGAGUAUCUCUAUAAAGAGCUGAGCCAAGAAGCCACCAGAUUUCUUAUGCUGGUCUUUAAACGUGCGCCAAGCAAAAGACCAAUGGCGGAGGAAUGCCAUGAACAUCGAUGGCUACUACCGACCGAUUUUAUGAUUAAAAAACGCGAAAGGGCUGUAUUUCUAGGCAACAGAUUAAAGGAAUAUAAUGAGGAGUACCAUGAAGAAAAAUCGAAGAUCGCUUCCGAUAGUGACAGUUUAGGGAGCGAAAGUUUGUUGGGCUCUAAACAGAAACUCAUCAGGUCAACCAGUAUACAAGAAGAGUUACGGACCACGUUCUAAUGGAGAGCUGCAAUUUUUUAUUUAUAUUUAUGUACACACAUACACACACACACACACACACACACACACACACACACACACACACACACACACACACACACACACACACACACAAUGGCCAUACCAUUUCAUAUACCUAGUUUAUAUUCGAACAACACGGAGAAAUAGAGAAAAAUCAUUUCUCUUUGUUUUCUCUUUUGUUAUUAUUUAUUUGUUAUAACUUGCAAUUAUAACAAAAAUCGUUGUCGACUAAUCGUCGAUGUUUCGCCAAUUUUUGUUGGCAAUCAAAUUUUCAGCCGUCCGUUAAUUGAACAUAACACAUAAAAUUAUGACCUAUACAUUUUAAUAAAAAGGCACGUAAAAUGAUAAAUAAAAAAUCAAUUUUUGUUUGAAAUAAGAAAAUGCCAAUUAGGCACAUUGUACGAAAAUUAUAAAUAAAUACUUAACAAUA
Messenger RNA from Monomorium pharaonis (pharaoh ant), 18599 nucleotides. RefSeq names its product obscurin (gene Obsc). The transcript is spliced from 37 exons. NCBI's taxonomy places the organism in Eukaryota, Metazoa, Arthropoda, Insecta, Hymenoptera, Formicidae. The record is from RefSeq and is a predicted model, not a curated record. Gene Ontology annotation, biological process: protein phosphorylation. Gene Ontology annotation, molecular function: guanyl-nucleotide exchange factor activity; ATP binding; protein binding. The coding region runs from base 1058 to 18148 and encodes 5696 amino acids.